GUGUUUCUCACUUCCGCUUAUCAGGGUUUGCGGGUCGAAGAAGCGUUUGUAAACAACAGCCCAGGUUAGUCGGGGUUAAGGUCCUUUCCUGGGUUGGAACUGAGGAAGGAGACGGUUGUGCCUCGGUCAUCCCGUGGAGGAAUCCGGAUUGCUGACAGUUUUUCCGAAGUGUCCUCCCUGGCACCGGCAUCCUGAAAAACACAUGUGCGGGAUAGUUUGGAAAGUAGACAUGUCCGCCCUGACGUAAAUGAAAGUUAUCUUCCUGGCGUAGUGGCGCAACCCUGUAAUGCCAGCAGUUGUGAGGCAGAGACAGGAAGAUUGCCACAGAUUCAAAGCCAGCAUGGGCUGCUAACCGAGACCCUUAGUGGAAAUAAUAAUAAUCACCUGACUGUUCAUAUUCAAAUAUGUCCUAUGAUGAUACCUUGGGAUAUGUAUUUCCAUUUUUCUAUGACUCACGUACUUCAUCUAAACAGCCUGUAAACUGCGCAGAAUUGGCAGUGAAGACUCCCACUGGGAUUUUUCCAGAUGAGUUUCCUCUUGCCCAAACUGACUAGCAAGAAAGAAGUGGACCAGGCCAUCAAAAGCACUGCGGAGAAGGUGUUGGUUCUCAGGUUUGGGAGGGAUGAGGACCCUGUCUGUCUGCAGCUGGAUGACAUUCUCUCGAAGACUUCUGCUGACCUCAGUAAAAUGGCGGCUAUUUACCUGGUAGAUGUGGACCACACUCCGGUUUACACGCAGUAUUUUGACAUCAGUUAUAUUCCCUCUACUGUGUUUUUCUUCAAUGGGCAGCACAUGAAAGUGGAUUAUGGGUCUCCGGAUCACACUAAAUUUGUAGGAAGCUUCAAAACCAAACAAGACUUCGUGGAUUUGAUUGAAGUCAUCUACCGGGGAGCAAUGAGGGGAAAACUUAUUGUCCAGAGUCCUAUUGAUCCCAAGAAUAUCCCCAAAUAUGACCUCCUCUAUCAAGACAUUUAGCACACUCACGGUCGCUGGAGAUGAAAGAGUCAUGGGUGGAAACAAGACCUGAACCCAGAGGGCCUGUGGUCUGGAGUCCCUCGAAGACGUUCUCGGUGCCCCAGCGAAGAGGUCUGAUGUGCCUGUAAUCAGUGGCCCCUGUGCAGAAGCCCCAGAGCCCCCAAACUCCAGAUGUCUGAGUGUCUGUUCCCUAAGAGCCUUGGAGCAGACAGGCGACAGUGCUCGGUGUCUUUGUCACUUCCCUUUACCUGGACCUGUCUUUACCCUUAAGGUCAUCAGCUGUCCUAGACACUGUGAGAACAGUUUAACGGAAUGUUUGUGCACAGACACAACCCUUCCCCUCGCCUCCAUUCCCUUGCCCCCUUUGCUCCCUCCUGUCCCAGCUUCUCUUGAAAUAAUUAGCACUCUAUUAGUUGUGGUGAGUUCUUUUGUUUCGGGGACCGUCCUGGCGUGGACCGAGAGCGCUGCCCUGGCCCUGCUCCUUUAUAGCUGGCGGGCACUAGAUUGACAAGAGGAAAGGUGGCCCCUCAUCAUCCAGCACAGUUUAAGCUGAACAACAAGUUUACUUCCUUGGGAAGUAGAGGAUGGAGCUCUUGUUUCAAGGACUCAAGACCAAAGGUAUACCAGAAUUGUUAAGGGGAAAUGCCUGUGGGGUUUGCUGGUCCCAGCUGCUUUUGAAGAACAGCUGAGCUUCCAGGGUCCCCCGGCCCAAGCUCAGGAAGCUUGUGUUUCUCUUAAACCUCUGGUGGUGGUGGUUCCUGACACUCUGGAAUGAGAGCCUAGGUACAGAUCUAGAGGUCCAUGGCCAAGCAGCUUGAGACCUGCUGGGUAGCCAGAGUCGCUGCCAGCAGAGGCCCAGGCUUGUCACAGCGGCACUGUCACCCCAGGGCCAGCACUGGUCAGCUCCUUCCUUCUAAGCUUGUCCUUAGGGAAAAAGUGAAACGGGACCCGGUUUUGAUGAUUGUGACACGGAAAGGAUGGGAGAAGAGUCUUUUCCCAUUCCCUUCUUAUACAUAGGGGGCUGUGGCAGCCACCCCGGCUCAGUGUGUGCAGAGAUGAGAGUCAGACCCUAAUGUUACUGAACUCCAGGUGAACUGUAACCCUUCCUCCACAUCCCUAUGAAAAAAUAAAAUUCUU
Molecule: messenger RNA, 2112 nt
Organism: Chionomys nivalis (European snow vole)
Lineage: Eukaryota; Metazoa; Chordata; Mammalia; Rodentia; Cricetidae
Gene: Txnl4b
Product: thioredoxin like 4B
Exons: 4
Coding region: 526-975 (149 amino acids)
Biological process (GO): mRNA splicing, via spliceosome
Cellular component (GO): spliceosomal complex; U5 snRNP; U4/U6 x U5 tri-snRNP complex
Source: RefSeq, a predicted model, not a curated record